GCACCAUUUCUGGUUCAGGCCCGUCUCCACCUGCGCGUCCGUUCCGCCUCCACUGACCCACACUCCUCCACUCGCUCGCCCCACUCCUUCCUGCUCCUUUAACCCCCGCGCCGCGCCGCGCCGGGCGCCGGCGACUCGCCUCUCCACUCCACCGGUUCCACGCCCCCACGCUGCUCUCCACGCGCUGCCGCUCAAUGGCGGGAGCCGGGGCGUCGUCGGCGUGGGGCCCGAGCCCGGCGCUGGUGACCGCGCUCGUGGCGCUGCUGGGGCUCGGCCUCGCCGCCUACAUCGUGGGCCCGCAGCUCUACUGGCACGCCGCGGAGGCACUCACGGCGGCCGGGGCGUGCCCCGCAUGCGACUGCAACUGCGACGCGCGCCCGCUCCUCGACCUCCCGGAAGACUGUGCCAAACAAUUCAAAGGGGUUAAGAGUCGUGCGACUGGUGAAGAAACAGAAAAGAGUUUCACAGAGCUACUUAUAGAAGAACUGAGGCAGAGAGAAGAGGAGGCAACACAAGCUCAGCAAGAGGCUGAUGUAAAGUUGCUCGAGGCCAAAAAGUUAGCUUCGCAGUACCAAAAGGAGGCUGACAAAUGCAGCUCCGGUAUGGAUACCUGCGAAGAAGCUAGGGAGAAAUCAGCGGAAGCAUUGGUCGAACAAAAGAAACUGACUUCUUUGUGGGAGCAAAGGGCUCGGGAACUAGGAUGGAAACCUGAGAAUACAAGGCACACCUAAAGUAGUAAAUCUAAUACGCUAGCAGAUGGCGCUGGAUACAUUUGUGUAGCAACAGGCAUCUUGUUGCAAAUACGGCCCACAAAGAGCUUGAGUUGCUAGAGGAAACUAGUGGGUUCCCUGUUGGCAGACUCAUGCCACGGGCUUAUUUGUCCAUAGUAAAACUAUAUUCAGUCUGUAGUAUAUUUCCCUUGCUGUUUGUGAGCACUGUGUUAAGAUGGUCAUAGGAUUACACUAAUCUGCAUUUAGGCCAUGAAGGUUUCAUUAGUUAUUAUCUGGAUGUUCUAAAAAGGAAGAGCUAUUGUUUGUGGAUGGUGAAAUUGUCUCGAUGUUAAAAGAAAAGAAGAAAAAAUAUUGCCUGUGUAUGAUGGUAUUGAUAAAGAAGUUGUCUGCAGUUUUGUUCGGGUU
Molecule: messenger RNA, 1136 nt
Organism: Setaria italica (foxtail millet)
Lineage: Eukaryota; Viridiplantae; Streptophyta; Magnoliopsida; Poales; Poaceae
Exons: 2
Coding region: 195-731 (178 amino acids)
Source: RefSeq, a predicted model, not a curated record